AUGGGUAGGUGUUCGUAUUUCGUCUAUCUCCUUUUUCUAAUCUAUUCGCUCGUGUCGUUAUGUCAUUGUCAAACGAGCGUGUAUAUCACCGAACCUAAAAUAACAAGCAUCGUUCCCGUUAAUUCAACAGCAUUAACGAUUAAUUGGCAAUUUGCUGAUUCUUCCAUUGACCAAUCGAGUUUGAUUCGUAUUUAUAUCACUAUUCUAGAAUACUAUACAAAAUACAAUACAACGACUUAUUCAGCGAAUUUUACCUCUACAGCAUCGAACAAGACAGUUACUUCGUGGACACAAAAUUUUCCACUGGUCAAUGCUUUCUAUUCAGUAUGUUUCUCAACGAAUUCGACAAUAACCAACGUAACUUACUUCAUUGCGACGACAAAAUGUCAACUGGCUCAAACAUGUUCACGACAGAACUCAUCAAAUUGUCCUAAUGCAUCUGCAGUGAACAUUCAAGCAGCUAGUAUAACAUCGAACUCGUUUCUCAUCACUGUGAAUUGGUACAACGUAUUGCCCAUCACACGAAAUUCCACUCUUGUACAAAUUUCAAGUCUAAACUCAAAUGCGACGUAUAUCAGUUUGGUAACUAAUGACACAUACAACAUUGAAUCCUAUCAAUUUUCGAAUCUACAAGCAAGAACGACUUAUGUUGUCACUACAACCGUUAAUUAUUUGCUUGCCAAUCAGCUUAAGACAGAAACUUAUAGUUCAUCAGUAACAACAUCUCGUUCGGCGAAGCUCUUUUCAACCAGUGACAUACUGCUUUUCGGUGCUUGUAUUCUUUCUAUUUUCUUAAUAAAACGUCAUUGA
This is a messenger RNA of Adineta ricciae, 810 nucleotides long. NCBI's taxonomy places the organism in Eukaryota, Metazoa, Rotifera, Eurotatoria, Adinetida, Adinetidae. The record is from the annotation of a GenBank genome assembly.